Messenger RNA from Phaedon cochleariae (mustard beetle), 1652 nucleotides. Lineage: Eukaryota; Metazoa; Arthropoda; Insecta; Coleoptera; Chrysomelidae. The record is from the annotation of a GenBank genome assembly.
AUAUAAAUCCAUUCGAAUAACAUUAUAUCGGUGUUAACGAUACGCAUACGGAUAUUGAGGUAAUUAAUCCUACUGACAGCCGUUCCAUAUCCGAAGGAAAAAACAACGAAAAGAGAAGACAACACGGUGAUCUUGGAACAAGGGCUGUUACAUCUUCGAAAAAUAGAAGGACAAUAUAUUAUCUCAUCAGGAAGAAGACUGUUUUACCUCAUAGUGCAGUGAAUACGCAAACAUACAUUUUAUGUUGUGAGAAAUUCGUUCUUGAACAAUCUUCGACACCUACGCAAAACGCUCCAUCUCCAGAGGAACAACCGACCAGAAGACACUGCACGGUGGUAUAUUGGCGCAAGGGCCGUUUUUGCGUAUAAAACCGACGGCAUCGCUCGCCGCUCUCCCAUAACGCGUCGCGACGCCUCAUCCGUUAGCAUGAGCGGUCUCGUCUUGGGCGCUCUGUUGGUGUCGAGUCUGGUAGGCGAGCUGGCCGCAGGAGGACCCCUGGAAGCGACGGGGACCGUUGGCGAGGCCAGCGGGGUCACGGUGGGCAGACCGAGGAUAUUGUCGAAACGUUCGUCUACGGACCAAUUCGAAUUGAGGCGGGAGUUUCCUGCGGAGGCAUACUCUACCUCUAUGAGGAGCAAGAGGACAGAAGAUCAUCAUAUUACAGAAUGUAUAUUUAUGAGUUCAGAAGAAGGAGACUUCUAUCACAAGGCCAGUACAGUGGACGGUAAAGCUUGUGGAGCUUACAUUUUCAGUGAACCCGAUCAAAAUAUCGAAAUCCGAAUCAACUAUCUCAAUGUACCUUGUGAAAGGGGUGGACUCAUAUCGGUAGUGGAUGGAUGGGAACUGAAUGGUGAGUUCUUCCCAAGCCCACGUGACCACUUCAGGCCUCUGAGAUCUAGAUUCAGUGAGUUUUGUGGAGAGAAAAGAGUCAAACAGGUGUUUGUGAGCUCUCAAAAUGUGGCUCUGGUUCAGUACAGGAUGCCAGCUAGAGGUAGCAGUUUUAGCUUCAACGUCAAAUUUGUGAAAAACCCAACUCCUUGCAAUGUUCUGAUCCAAACUGAAGACAUAUACACUCUCCGAAACUAUGGCAAGAGAGCUAAUUGCAGCGUCAGCACCCUGUUUCCCGCCGUAGUCAAGGUCGCAGCCUUGAACGUAGGGAUCAAACCGAGUGCGGGCCGAGGGAUCGAACUCGAGACUGGGACGAUACACAAGGUUCGGUUUGAGUGCCAGAAACGAGGAUUGGAUGAUUACGUCCAGAUUGGUGGAUCAUCUGGAUUGGACAAUGCCAAUUUACAAGUUUCCGACUCUCUCUGUGGCUUGGAUUCCAAGGCAGGAAGACAUGUGGAGGUAGUGGCUUGCGAUACUACAACAGUACGUAUGGUAUCUUCAGGUGCUUUCGAUAACUCAGUGACGGUUUAUCUGAGACAAUUGAACGACGAUGAUAUAAAUGGACACAUGAACGUAAUCUGUCUUUCAGACGAUAUGUUGAAGUAGGUAAUGAUGGAAUGAACAAGCAGGAAUAUCUACAUUUCACAUUAAAAAAUCAUCCAAGACGGUGCAUCUUCAAGACUUAAAAAGUAUUUUGAAUUAUUCCUCUGUUGGUAGGUGAUGUAAUUGUAAAAAAAAUAUAGUCCAAUAAACAUAGUACCUAA